Messenger RNA from Paramuricea clavata, 3751 nucleotides. The record is from the annotation of a GenBank genome assembly. NCBI's taxonomy places the organism in Eukaryota, Metazoa, Cnidaria, Anthozoa, Malacalcyonacea, Plexauridae.
UAUGAAUGUGAUGUUUGCAGGAGAAGAUUUGCAAAUGGUAGCAAUUUAUUGCGUCAUAAAAGAACACAUACUAGGCCUUAUGAAUGUAAUGUUUGCAAGAAAAGAUUUUCCAAGUCACACUGUUUAGCUAGCCAUAAAACAACACAUGCUGGGGAUAAACCUUUUGAACGUGAUGUCAAGAAACAAUUUUCCAUUUCAGGAGACAUGAAAAAGCAUAGACGAACACACUCUGGAAACAGAACUUAUGAUUGCAAUGUUUGCAGGAAAAGAUUUGCAAAUGGAAGCAAUUUAUUGCGUCAUCAAAGAACCCAUAGUGAAGACAAGCCUGUAGAAUGUGAUGUUUGUAGCAAAACGUUUUCCAGUUUUGAAGCUAUAAAGAAGCAUAAAACAACGCACGCUGGAGACAAACGUUAUGAAUGUGAUGUUUGCAGAAGACGAUUUACAGAUCCAAGCAAUUUGGCACGUCAUAAAAAGACACAUACUAAGCCUUACGAAUGUGAUGUUUGCAGGAAAAGCUUUUCUCAACGAAACCACUUAGUUAUACAUGCAAGAAUACAUACACCUGGGGAUCAACCUUUUGAAUGUGAUGUUUGCAAGAAAGGUUUCAAAAAUGGAAGCAAUUUCACACGUCAUAAACAAACGCACACCAAACCAUACAAAUGUGGUGUCUGCAAGAAAAGAUUUUCACGUUUGGGUUAUUUGAAUAGCCAUAAAAGAACACAUACCGGAGAAAAGCCCUUUGAAUGUGAUGUUUGCAAGAAAAGGUUUUUUACCUCAGUAUCUAUGAAAAAGCAUAAGGGUUUGCACACUGGAAAUAAACCUUAUGGAUGUGAUAUUUGCAGAAAAAGAUUUGCAGAUCGAAGCAAUUUAGUGCGUCAUAAAAGAGUACACACCAAGCCCUAUAAAUGUGAUGUCUGCAAUAAGAAGUUUUCACAAUCAAGCGACUUGGUAAAACAUGGAAACAUACAUACUGCAGGCAAACCUGAUAAAUUUGUUGUUUGUAAGAAAGAAAUUUUGAAAUCAAAAGCUGUCAAGAAGAAUAAAGGAACACAUACAAAAAUCAAAACUUAUGAAUGUGAUGUUUGCAAGAGUAGAUUUUCCAAUUUAGAAGCUAUGAAGCAGCAUCAAAGGACACAUAUGGAAAACAAGUCAUAUGAAUGUGAUGCUUGUGAAAAAAGAUUUACAACUUCAAGCAAUUUAGUGCGUCAUAAAAGAGUACAUACCAAGCCCUAUAAAUGUGAUGUUUGCAAUAAAAGGUUUUCACAAUCAAUCUACUUGCUAAAACAUAGAAACAUACAUACUGCAGGCAAACCUGAUAAAUUUGUUGCUUGUAAGAAAGGAAUUUUCAACUCAAAAGCUGUCAAGAAGAAUAAAGGAACACAUACUGAAAACAAAACUUAUGAAUGUGAUGUUUGCAAGAGUAGAUUUUCCAAUAUAGAAGCUAUGAAUCAGCAUGAAAGAACACAUAUGGAAAACAAGUCUUAUGAAUGUGAUGCUUGUGAAAAAAGAUUUACAACUUCAAGCAAUUUAGUGCGUCAUAAAAGAGUACAUACCAAGAAGUAUAAAGGAUCACACACUGAGAAGAAAACUUAUCAAUGUGAAGUUUGCAAGAGUAGAUAUUCCAGUUUUGAAGCUAUGAAGCAGCACGAAAAUACGCAUACGGAACACAAAAGUUAUGAGUGUGAUAUUUGCAAGAGUAGAUUUUCCUGCUUAGAAGCCAUGAAACAACACGAGAGAACUCACACUGAAAAACAACUUCAUGAAUGUGAUGUGUGCAAGAGUAGGUUUUCUAGUUUUGAAGCCCUAAAGCAGCAUGAAACAACUCACACUGAAAACCAAAUUCAUGAAUAUGAUGUUUGCAGAAGAAGAUUUACUGAUUCAUGCAACUUAUUUGAUCAUAAAAUAACACAUGCUAAACCAUAUGAAUGUGAUGUUUGCAAAGUGCGAUUUGUGCAUGAACAACAUCUUAUUGCACACCAGACUUCACAUAUUGAAGAUGCCCCAAUUUUGUGUAAGACAUGUGGAGGGAAAAUACCUAGAUCACAAGAAAUGCAAGAUAACAUUGAUGUGCUAUCCAAAUUGGGACAACUAAAAGCAAAUUGUAGUGAAAAUGAUAUGUCCUUUCAAUGUGAUUUUUGCCAAGAAAUAGAAUCAAGUGAACCUUCUGGUAUUGGAUAUGUUUGUUCUCUUUGUGGUUGUGGGUUUGGAAAUCUCAAAAAACUUGAAGAUCAUAUCGUUGCUCAUAAUGUGAUACCUGAAUAAGGUGCAUACUGCAUUUUAUACCAAGAAAGUGUUAAUGCUGUAAUGUAUGGAUUUGGUUUUGUUAUGUUCAAACAAUCUUCAGGCAGUGUUUUGGUAUCGUAGUAUACCACAUUGAUCAGUUCAUUAUCGUCAAUCUAGAUAUGGUCUGGAAGUUUGGCCAAACCGUUAUUAGGCUAUCUUUUUGUUAAUGUUUAUAAAUGAAGCAAUCAUCCAAUCGCAUCAUCUGAUUCAUCUCGUCGAGGGAUGCAGUCGUACCGUUGAAAUAUUUGUAAGCAAAGACGUGUCACUGUACAAAAUCGUAUCAUAUGUGCUUUUAGGUUUGCCAAGUGACCAGACCAUAUAUCUAUAGGCCAAUUUACACGACAAGCGUUUUGGGAUUGGCACCCCUAAUAGCAGGCACCCAUGCCCAGACGUCCACUUCACCACAUACCCGUUUACACGACAAUUUUGACAAGCUAUACUUUUAUGAUGGGCACCCACACUUCUGGAAUAUGCCCCCCAUUUUCAUCUGACUACGGCAAAAAAUUGGAACCUGUUUUUAUGCAAGAGCAUGUGUACAGUUCAGAUACGACUGACAGAAAUGAACUGAGUUAACAAGAAGACGAAAAAUUAUGUACAGUUGUACAUAAUUAUGUCUAAAAAGUGGUUAUUUAAUGUUCAGAGUGAUAAAUUGUGGAUAAAUUGUUUAAUGUAACUAGACACGUAAUUUUAUACUGACCUUUACUAUGAACGAAUUACGCAUGCUCGAUAUAGAUUACUUUUGGAAUUUGUUCACAAUGUGAGCACGUCACCGCUAGCUAGACAUGCCGAGACUACCUCGUCAGCAAGUCUCGCCACCUUCAAUCUUUGAGCACUGAUGCCAAUAUUUGUCGCGUUUACACGACGAAAGUCGGCGGUGACGUGCCUAUUUUUAGGGGUUCCGUGCCGAAAAGACUUUUCGUGUAAAUUGGUCUUACCUGCAUGAAGUACCAUAUCUUUACUAUGGAAUACGUAAGCGGGAAAUCCAUCAGCAUGUUUACAUCUGUUACUAUAUAUACAUCUUAUUUACAGCAUUAAUAUAUAUAAGGAUAAAGAAACUCUUUUGCUUCGCGAUACUGUAAAGAUCUCUGAUCAACAAAAACGACGAGCUUGCUUCCAAUGGAACAUUUUUAAAAAGGACUCCUGUGACCGUGUAACAUGACAUUCAGCGUUCUUAUUUUUAUUAGCUAUGAAUAUUUCGUGUGAUUUACAUUGCUUUAGCUUUAUAGUAAUUGUUGUUCUUAUAGAGUUGAUGUUUUAUAUUGAUAUUUUAAUGGGAUGGAUUAUAAUUCAUAUUUUUGUAUCUGUUAUAGUCAAUAGCGUGGUCUUUUCCUACUGUUUCCAAUAAAAAAUAGUAUAGUAUUUUCCCUUGAUUUCACUAUUGUCUAUUGAAAAAAUGCAAUAACCAAUCCGACUAGCCGAUCCGUUAGUGAAAGAAUACUGAGACUCUACUGUUUAAUUUUACCCCGAU